AUGGUCCGUAUUACCCCCUUCGCUGUGGAGCAAUGGAUGGAUGAGUAUGAAACGACACCCGGCGUACUCAAUGUUGCCGAGACAUGCGCUGCAUCUGUAUCUAUCGACGAUUUGGUCAACAUGGCCAAAGGCCCUGUCAAGAAUCCAAUCGACACAAGCAUCAAGCUCACAUACGGCUGCAUCCCUGGGUCUCGGAUUCUAAGAGAGCGAGUCGCUGCUCACUGCAGCACUGGAGAGGUACAACUGAGACCUGAGGAUGUUAUAAUCACUCAAGGCGCUAUUGCAGCCAACUUCAUCUCUCUGUAUACUUUGGUCGGUCCUGGUGACCAUGUUAUCUGUGUCUACCCGACAUACCAACAACUCUAUGACACGCCUCGCAGUCUUGGUGCUGAGGUUACUCUAUGGCAUUUGAAGGAAGAGAACCAGUUCGUCCCUGAUGUCAAUGAACUGCCUAGUCUGAUCAAGAAGAACACCAAGAUGAUUAUUAUUAACAAUCCGAACAACCCGACUGGCGCCCCAAUUCCCAACAGCGUUAUCGACAGCAUCGCGAGGAUAGCCGCUGACCAUGAUCUGAUCCUCUUCUCGGAUGAGGUGUACCGUCCACUCUUUCAUGGAGGUACCUCAGGCGACAUCGAGGUGCCCAAACCAGUGUCGACUAUUCAACACCAGAAGACAGUCACAACAGGCUCUGUGUCAAAGGGUUAUGCACUAGCCGGCAUCUGCAUUGGGUGGAUCGCCUCCAGAGACCAGUCCAUCAUUUCGGCUAUAAUGCAAGCUCGCGAUUACACGACCAUCAGUGUUUCCCAAAUCGAUGAUCAAAUCGCCAGUUUUGCACUCUCUCCUGCAGUACGACCUGCACUGGUGGACCGGAAUAUCACACUUGCCAGGACGAAUGCAAAGAUACUCGAGGACUUUAUGAAGCAGUAUGAGUCGGUAUGCUCUUGGGUGCAGCCCAAGGCCGGAACGACAGCCUUCAUCCGAUUCAACGGUAAAAACGGGCAACCUGUUGAUGAUACCAAAUUUUGUUUGGAACUGCUGGAGAAGGCCAAGCUCCUCUUUGUUGCCGGCUCUCAAUGUUUUGGAGGGAGCGAGGACUUUAAAGGAUAUAUCCGAAUGGGCUAUGUCUGUGAAACGGAUGUUUUGGUUCGUGGCUUAAAAGAGCUUGGUGUUUAUCUUGACAAAUUUGUAGUAAGCAAGUAA
This is a messenger RNA of Fusarium coffeatum, 1200 nucleotides long. RefSeq lists its product as uncharacterized. NCBI's taxonomy places the organism in Eukaryota, Fungi, Ascomycota, Sordariomycetes, Hypocreales, Nectriaceae. Gene Ontology annotation, biological process: biosynthetic process. The transcript is spliced from 2 exons. Gene Ontology annotation, molecular function: pyridoxal phosphate binding. The record is from RefSeq and is a predicted model, not a curated record. Bases 1 to 1200 code for a protein of 399 amino acids.